AUGGCUUCGGAUAACAAUCCUAUGCUACGCGACGGGAUGACUGGUGACUGGAUUGGCACUUUCCUGGGCCACAAGGGUGCUGUUUGGCAAGCCCGGCUUUCAACAGACGCCAAAAUUGCUGCCACUGCCGCUGCGGACUUUUCUGCAAAAGUUUGGGAUACCCAUACCGGCCAGUGUCUAUAUACAUUGCAACAUGCGCACAUAGUCCGCUCUGUCGCCUUUCCUAUGCAGGACAACCCCCAAGUUCUUGCGACCGGCGGUAUGGAGAAAAGGUUGCGGAUUUUCGAUCUGUCUCGGAGCGAGGGCAGUAGCUCAUCUCCUACGUCGACUAACAGUAGUUCUCCUGCCCUAAAUGGCAGCGGUUCCAACACAAAUUCUUUUAACUCGACAAGUUUUGAGAUUGGACCCGGUGUCCAUGAAGGCACUGUCAAGUCUAUCAUUUGGAAUCAAGACUACAAUAUCAUCACCACGGCUUGCGACGAUCGGAAGAUUAGAUGGUGGGACCUGCGCUCUCAAAAUCCUUGUAUGGAAUACACUGUCGACGGGCUGAUUGGCAGCUGCGAGUUGAAUACACUUUCAACAGUAAACAACGACCCAGGUAUUUUGAGCAUCGCUGCUGGAAAAUCCGCCUACUUUUUCGACGGCGCUGCUCCAGGCCGCCUACUCAAGAAAGUGGAGUUUAAUUAUGAGCUUGCCAGUGUUGCCGUAAACAACCAAGCUAGCAGGUUUGUCACCGGUGCCACCGGCGACACUUGGGCACGGGUGUACGACCUCAACACGGAUGAGGAGCUCGAAGUCCAAAAAGGCCAUCACGGCCCGAUCUGGUCGGUAAGCUACUCGCCCGAUGGAAAGCUCUAUGGCACAGGAAGCGAAGAUGGGACUAUCAAACUAUGGAAAGCAUGUAAAGAGUCUUACGGCCUCUGGAGAUAA
This is a messenger RNA of Uncinocarpus reesii 1704, 930 nucleotides long. RefSeq lists its product as uncharacterized. NCBI's taxonomy places the organism in Eukaryota, Fungi, Ascomycota, Eurotiomycetes, Onygenales, Onygenaceae. Gene Ontology annotation, cellular component: SMN complex. Gene Ontology annotation, biological process: spliceosomal snRNP assembly. The record is from RefSeq and is a predicted model, not a curated record. The transcript has 5 exons. Gene Ontology annotation, molecular function: protein binding; RNA binding. Bases 1 to 930 code for a protein of 309 amino acids.